Molecule: messenger RNA, 2550 nt
Organism: Closterium sp. NIES-65
Lineage: Eukaryota; Viridiplantae; Streptophyta; Zygnematophyceae; Desmidiales; Closteriaceae
Source: the annotation of a GenBank genome assembly
AUGCCUGAUGAGUUCCUUGCCACGGACCCACCCCCGCUCUGGAUCACUCUCUACCACCUAGUCACGCGCCUCCCUGACUCGCUGCGCUCAGUCAGGGACCACUUCCUCGCUCGCUGCCCCACCGAGCUCACCAUUGCCCUCCUCGAGAAGGAACUCUUUGCAGCCGAGACUAGCAUAGUCGCUGUAGGUGCCUCUCGCGGUGAACCCCGCACCCCGUUCUUUGAGGGGUGUUCUCCCUCCCCCCUUCUUCCCUCUGUCGCCUCUGCUGCUGCUGUCGACCUCCUUGGUGCUGAGAAGGUCGGGACUGCGUCUGCUUCGGGCAGACGCCGCAAUGGCAAGGGCAAGGGGGGCAAGGGCGGUGGUGGUGACAGCGGGGGUGGCAGUGGUGGGGGAGGUGGUGGCGGGGGGAGUGGCGCGGGUGGGGGAGGUGGCAGCGGUGGUGGGGGUGGCGGCAGCGGCGGGGGAGGUGGCCGGGGCGGAGGAGGUAGUGGGGGUGGCGGUGGACGAGGCCGCGGCACGGGUUGGGGUGGUCGAGGAGGUGGUGGCGGGAGUGGUGGGCGUGGCGGCACUGGCGGUGGCCAGAGACAGCAGCACACUCCCUCACCCCAGGAGGUCAGUGAGUGGUACUCUCAGCACGGGGGGGGGGGGGGUGGCCUUAGCUGCACGUACGUCAUUCGCACUGGUGACCGCACUGGCCAGCCGUGUGGGGGACCGCACGCCACACAGCGUUGCUUCGCUCGUCUGAGCGACGCUUGGCGUGUUCAGUUCCCUCAGGCCACUGAGCUGCCCCGCUGGCUUGAUCUCCUGAAGAAGGGGAUUGAUAUCUAUGCUCUAGAUUUUGAUGCUAUUCUCUCUGCCAUGUAUGUGAUGUCUACUAGUGGAGAGGGUUCUGAGUACCUGAGUGUCCCGCCCGACCCGGGCAUUAGGACGAGUGCGUCUGCUGCUCCAGGUACCCACGUGUCUGCUACCCCAGGUGCUGGUGAGGCUGCUGCUCUAGGUGCGUGCGUGUCUGCCCCCCCUGGUACUGUGUCGACUGCAGCACUGCACACCUUCACGCUGGAUUCAGGUGCCUCUCGCUGUUUCUUUCGUGACCGCACUGCCCUUGAGCCCCUUGCUCGGCCAGUUGCUGUCUCCCUUGCUGACCCCUCUGGGGGUCCGGUCAUUGCGACCUCCUCCACUGUCCUUCCCUGUCCUGCGGUCCCGUCGGGCACACUGUCAGGUCUCCACCUCCCCUCGUUCUCCACGAACUUGGUGGCAGGUUCUGCUCUCCAGGACGGGGGUGUUCACCAGUUCACCCCUGCCUACGAGCGUGUGACACACUGCACAUGUGCUUGUACGGGCCGCCACUUGGCUACCUUCACCCGGCAGCCGGGGUCGGACCUGUACACACUGACUACUGCCUCCCCUCAGGUCGCUGCGUCUGCGUCUGCGUUUGCGUCCGCGUCAGGUCAGCUGUCUGCCCCCUGCUCGUGUCGCUCUCUAGCGCACGAGACUGUCCUCUGGCACCACCGACUUGGCCACCCGUCUGUGCAGCACCUUCGUGCCAUGCACUCCCGGUACCUUGUCUCUGGUCUUCCCAGGGUUCUCCCUCCUCUCCCACCCUCGCCUGCUCCUCCCUGCCUUCCCUGUGUCGAGGGGCGGCAGCGCGCCGCUCCUCACUCCUCCUCGUUUCCCUCGACGACUGCUCCUUUGCAGACGCUCCACAUGGACGUGUGGGGCCCAGCCCGCGUCCGUGGUCAGGGUCAGGAGAGGUACUUCCUGAUCGUUGUUGACGACUACUCGCGCUACACCACGGUCUUCCCCUUGAGCACCAAGGGUGAGGUCCCUGAUGUUUUGAUCCCUUGGAUCCGCAGAGCUCGUCUCCAGCUCAGAGAGCGUUUCUGCUCGGACUUUCCUGUCCUGCGCUUGCACUCUGACAGAGGUGGUGAGUUCUCCUCCAACCUCUUGGCAACCUACUGUGCUGAGCACGGCAUUGAGCAGUCGUUCACGCUUCCGGCCUCUCCACAGCAGAAUGGGGUUGCGGAGCGCCGCAUUGGCCUGGUCAUGGAGGUCGCUCGUACCUCCUUGAUCCAUGCGGCUGCCCCCCAUUUUCUGUGGCCGUUUGCGGUCCGGUACGCUGCGCAUCAGCUCAACCUCUGGCCCCGUGUCUCCUUGCCGGAGACCUUGCCCACACUGCUGUGGACGGGGGAGGUUGGCGAUGCGUCGCGUUUCCGGUUUUACCACGCCACCUCGCGCCGGGUCUUGCCCUCUCAGGACGUCACUUUUGACGAGUCUGUCCCCUACUACCGCCUCUUCCCCUACCGCACUGCCCCGCUCCCACCCCCGCCUCUCUUCCUCGCGCCAGGUACUGCUGUCGUAGACCCCCUCCCCCCUCAGGGUGCCGCUCCCUCAGGUGUGUCUCAGGUAGACCCGGUCGAGCCUGUUGAGGUUGCUGUCGACUCUCGUCCUGCUGGGGGUGCUGAGCCUGGGGGUGCGGACGCUGGGGGUGCUGAGCCUGGGGGUGCGGACACUGGAGGUGCUGGGCCUGGGGCCUGGAGGUGCGGGGAUUAG